UGCAAAAUUAAGUCAGUUUCCAACAAUGCCUGUGUUACAACAAUCACCGAAAUCUGUAUUUUUAGUCAGACCAUCACAUUUUUGCUUUAACCAACAAACUGCAAUAACAAAUCAUUUUCAGAAUGCUAGUGCUACACACGGAGAUUGGAAGAAUUUGGCAUUGGUUGAAUUUGAUAAUUUGAUCCAGAAGCUUCAGGAUGCUGGAAUACUUGUUACAUUUUUUAAUGAUACAGAAUCUCCAAUUAAACCAGAUUCGAUAUUCCCUAACAACUGGAUCUCGUGUCACGAAACAGGGGAAAUUAUCCUCUACCCUAUGCUAACCCCUAACAGAAGAGAAGAGAGAAGGAUGGAUAUAGUUUCUAAUCUUCAGGACAAAUAUGGAUAUUCAAGAAUAUUGGAUCUGUCCCACUAUGAGAAGGAGAAUAUGUUUCUUGAAGGAACUGGAUCUGUUGUGUUUGAUCACAAAAACAGGAUUGCUUUUGCCUGCACAUCAGAGAGAACUCAUGAGACUGUUCUAAACGAUCUCUGCCAAUUUAUCAAUUAUAAUAAAUGCAUUUUCAGUGCAAAAGACGAGCAAGGUCGGGCUGUGUACCACACAAAUGUUGUUCUUUCAAUUUGCUCUGAAUUUGUUCUUGUGUCCCAGGAAGCAUUAGAUAAUAAUCCAGAAUUCAGACAAGUACUUCUUCAAACUAAUAGGAAAGUGAUUUCUCUUUUCAAUAAGCAAAUUAAAAACUUUGCGGCAAACUCCUUGGAAGUUCUAAACCAAGAUGGCCACCGGAAGUUGAUAAUUUCAACACGUGGUUGGGGCAGCCUUACUUUAGAGCAGCAGAAUAUAAUCCUAGCCUCAUGUGGGGUUAUUACAUCAAAUGUUGAGACUAUUGAGACUGUAGGAGGGGGAGGUAUUAGGUGUAUGUUAACUGGAUUAUAUUGAAUUAUCAUUUUGAAAAUAAGAUGUAGAAAAAUAUUUAAUAAAUAUACUUUUUAAAACCUG
Messenger RNA from Eurytemora carolleeae, 991 nucleotides. RefSeq lists its product as uncharacterized. NCBI's taxonomy places the organism in Eukaryota, Metazoa, Arthropoda, Copepoda, Calanoida, Temoridae. The transcript is spliced from 10 exons. The record is from RefSeq and is a predicted model, not a curated record. Bases 26 to 931 code for a protein of 301 amino acids.